GUUCUGCUGACUGACAACAUCCACUCGGACCCUGUGGCGGAAACUACCCCGCCUCUCUUUAUUUCUUCUCCUUUUGCUCUCUCCUUGCUGAGCCGUGACUUGUAUACUUUUGGGGCAGCGUUGGUGGUUGAGCGUGCACGCUUCUGGGGCUGUUGUGUGUGUGUAUAUGUGUGUGUUUGUGUGCGCGUGAGUCAGUAUGCCAUGUCGUCCCCUGGCUCGUCGUUUGUGCAGAUAAAGCAUGAGGACCUGCUCUUCUAUGAGAACUGUGGAGGAGGCAGCUUUGGGAGCGUCUACAGAGCCCUCUGGAUUUCCCAGGACAAGGAAGUGGCUGUGAAGAAACUUCUGAAGAUUGACAAAGAGGCUGAGAUUCUUAGUGUCCUGAGUCAUAAGAACAUCAUUCAGUUUUAUGGAGCCGUGCUGGAAUCUCCCAACUAUGGCAUUGUCACAGAAUAUGCCAGUGCAGGUUCGCUGUAUGAGUACCUUUCCAGUGAGCAGAGUGAGGAGAUGGACAUGGAGCAGAUCAUGACAUGGGCCAUCCAGAUAGCCAAAGGGAUGCAUUACCUUCAUGCAGAAGCUCCAGUUAAAGUCAUUCACAGAGACCUCAAGUCACGGAACGUGGUAAUGACAGCAGACAGAGUGCUGAAGAUUUGUGACUUUGGGGCAUCUAAGUUCCUUUCUCAUACCACCCACAUGACGGUGGUGGGCACUUUUCCUUGGAUGGCUCCUGAAGUCAUUCAGAGCCUUCCUGUCUCAGAGACCUGCGACACUUACUCCUACGGCGUGGUGCUGUGGGAGAUGCUGACUCGGGAGGUUCCUUUCAAAGGUUUCGAGGGGCUGCAGGUUGCAUGGCUGGUGGUGGAAAAACAAGAGAGGCUGACCAUCCCCACCAGCUGUCCAGCUAGUUUUGCAGAGCUGAUGAGGAAAUGUUGGCAAGCAGACCCAAAGGAGCGUCCACAGUUCAAACAGGUGAUGGUAACCCUAGAGACCAUGGCCAACGACAGCAGGCUACCGGACCAGUGUAACUCCUUCCUACAUAACAAGGACCAGUGGAGGUGUGAAAUCGAGUCGACCCUGGAGCGCCUUCGGAAGCUGGAGAGGGAGCUUUACUCCAAAGAGAAGGAGCUGGAGGAGAGGGAGAGGAGGCUCAGACUGUGGGAGGAGAGGCUGAUGGAGAGGUCCAACAUGUCUCCCAGUCCGACCUCCCUACUCAUGGAGCGCUCAAACAUCUCACCAUUCUUCACACCACUGUCCAUCGGCUCCUCCGGCUCCUUCUUCCGCUCACACUCUCAGGACUCCAACAGUGCAGGGAUCAGCAGUGCUGGCGUCAGCUGUCUCCUCCGCACCCUCAGCAACGGAGACACGGAGAGAGGGAACAGCGCGGCGCUGGAGAGGGGGAUGGGUUCGCUCGACAGCGGGAGGCUGCACGCCUUCCCGUCCUUCCGAGGGUUGCAGGGGAGGUUCGGAGAGGAGGACGGGGAAGAGGAAGGAACCCUGGAGGAGAAGGGCUGGGGACAGAGGGAGCGGGAUGAGAGCGGGAGUAUGGAGGGAGGAAGAGUCCAGGUGACACUAAGGAGCUUCCCAGGUGGUGUGGUGGAGAGGGAGGAGAGGACAUGGGAGGAGGGGGACAGGGAGAGAGGAGGGAGGCAGAGGAGCAGGGUGACCACCAUAGUCCGAGGGUUUUCCGGUGGGUUCGGAGAGGCGGAAGGGGAGAGGGAGAAGGAAGGAGGGUGGGAGAUAGAAAAGUUGGGGGACCGGCUAGAUGAGAGAGGGAUGGAGGGAGGAAUAGAAGGAGGGAGGGUCUCGACUAUGUUCAAAGGGCUCCACAGUAGUUUGGGGGACAUGCUGUCCUUAGACAUGGAUGAGAUGGGGGACAUGGAGAGACUAGGCGACAUGGACAUGAACAUGAACAUGGGCGACCUGGGGAUGAUGAAAGUGAGGAGUGAGAUGGGGGUCAGGGGUCGCAGCAGGAGUGACAUGGGAGUCGUGGUCCAGGGAGUGAGAGGUGAUCGCAGCGAGGCCAUCAGCCAAAAGAUUAGAGGGGAAGUGGGGGUCAUCGGUCACUCGGGAGUGCAGGUGAGCAUGCGGGCUUCGUCCAAUCAGAACUCUGUGAAGAGCUGCAGCGUGCGACACGGAACCAAGAUCAACAUGGCGACUGCAGCCAUGGACAUGAUGGAGCUCGACUGGUCUGACAGUGACUAGAAAACACACCAGCACACACAUGCACAGGAGACUGUGGAAGCCCAUCUCUGCCAAUGUGAUGAAAAAAAAAGAUUAUUCAAGUCAUUAUACUGAGAAACCUGCUCAAAAUGAUGACUAAGAAUCUUAAAAUAUUAGUAUUAAUUAAACACACACAUUCAGUGGCCUCCCCCAUGUUAUUUUCUAUUGUUUUUAUUUUUUCAUUUUGGUUUUAAAACACAAAAACAAAACAAAAAAGGACACAUUUUUUUGUUUUUCUGCAUCUCAAAAUGAUGACUUAGUAUUGCAAAAUAUAAGAAUGAAUUAAUUACACACACUCAGUGGCCUCCCCCAUGUUAUUUUCUAUUGUUUUUAUUUUUUAUCUUUCUGUUUUGGUUUUAAAACACAAAAAAAGGACACAAUUUUUUGUUUUUCUGUAUCUCAAAAAUAAUGAGUUAACAUCGCAAAUGUUUUUUUUUAAUUUUUUUUUUUAGUUUUCCAUUUUGGUUUUAAAACGCAAAAACAAAAAAAGGACACGACUUUCUGUUUUCUGUAUCUCAUAAAUACUCAACAUUGGAAAAUAAUAAAUUACUAUUCCAAAAAAUUAGAAACUUUCUCAAAAUCUCAUUAUUUUAGAUAAAAACUCAUUAUUUAAUUGGAAUUUCUCUUUAUAAUGACUAACAAGAUCUUUUUUUCCAUCACUAAGCUUAGUUUUUAUUCUAUUUUUUCCUUUACUGGUGGAAAUGGGCUUCCAUAGAAAAGACACAUAGAAAUACACAAAGAGGCCAAACUAGAAAGAUUUUUACUUGUCAGCACGUACAGUAUCUGAGCGAUAGCAUGUGCAUUAGAAUCUCCGGUUGAAAAAGAGCUGGUAUACACACAUUUCUUUUGUUAUUUUUUUAUUGAAUGGAUGAAUACUAUACCCAUGUGUACUGUGAAGUAGGAAGGAGCAAAAAAGACAAUUAGCGGUUGUCUUGUCUUGUCAGAAUGACUUCACCUGUGUAAUUUAAUGUGCUUUUAAAACUGCUGCAUAACAUACUGUAAGAGGUACAAGUGUUACAAAAUAACACACUUGAAUGGCGCUCUAAUGAGGCAGCACUGUCUGAUUUUUUUUUUCUCCUGCUUUUAGAGUAUCUUGUAGUUUAUAGAUUUGAUUUGUUCAAAACAAGCUUUGACUUUAUCAGUUCUAACUGUGAUCUAGUGUGUGAAUGUUUGGCAUUUCUUUCUGUAUAUUUUAUCAUUUUUCAAUAAAAGAAAAGAAAAUUGA
Molecule: messenger RNA, 3442 nt
Organism: Centropristis striata (black sea bass)
Lineage: Eukaryota; Metazoa; Chordata; Actinopteri; Perciformes; Serranidae
Product: mitogen-activated protein kinase kinase kinase 20-like
Exons: 11
Coding region: 202-2199 (665 amino acids)
Biological process (GO): protein phosphorylation
Cellular component (GO): cytoplasm
Molecular function (GO): protein kinase activity; ATP binding
Source: RefSeq, a predicted model, not a curated record